UUGACUAUACCAGCGAUUAGAAUGCAUAAGAAUGAUGAUACAGCUAUGGAAAUUGGAUGAAAAUCGAUUUUAGAAAAUCUUUGAAAAUAAACUUCAUGAAAGUGGUAUUGAGCAUGUUCUUACAAGCAAAGACCAGAAUCCAGUAUCUCAAUAUCAUAAAAAAUCCCAAGCCUCCAAAGAAGAAAAAUAGGAUGCUUCAUCGACAUAUCCCUCCAUCCUCACCUCCUAUCACCAAAAACACCCUCAUAAUCCCCCAAAAGCCUCGUAAAACCCCAGAUCUGCCUCCCAAAAUCGUUCAAAGCCCUUAUUCAAACUUCCCAGAUCCCUCCCCAGCCCCACCUCCCAGAUUCACCCAACGAACUCUGAACCAGUCCUUGACCAAGAUCCCAGAGAUUUCCCAAGAAUCUCCAAACUCCUCCGCCACUUCUUCAGUGGCUUCUUCCCAAAGAAUUAACGCAGAUGAGUUACAAAAAUUUAUGUACCACGACCAGUCAUUAAUCACUGAGAAUGAAGAAGAAAAAGGAAAUAAAUUAGCUGAUAAAGUCAAGGACUCAGUCAAGUAUUACAAGAAGAAAAGUCUGCAGAACAUAAAGGACAAACUCAAUAAAAGUCAGACUUUUAGAAUACAAACUCCUAAAGGCGAUGAUGAAGAGCUCAUCGGAGGGUUCAAAGAGUAUCUAGACCCUGGGCCGAAGAAUAGCACUCAAGAGUACCAGCUUGAUCUGCAAAGUUAUGAUAGUAAUAGCAAUGAAGAAUUCAAUGAGGAUUCACUUGACUUGAUAGAAAUGUCCCAAGACUCUGAAGCAUACAGAGAGAAAGAUGAUGUAUCAAAUAUAAAAAGAGAAAGAGGAUCUUCUAGAAAAGGUGGAUUUUUUAAUAUCCUAAAUUCAUCAAUCAAGAAGACUAUGCAGAUACUCUCCAGUCCUUUUCAACCCAAAUAUCGCCAAAGUAGGCAAUCGAGGAACCAUAACCUUCGAGAUCAUUUCAAAAAGUAUAAGUAUCUCACUAAAGUUGGAAAAAUAAAGAACACUAAUAAGAAAGUUCCUCGGUGGGCUUCUAAUCAUAGUUUCUUGUCAAAGUUCAGCAAGCACAUCAAGAAGGUUCAUCAGGCAGAAGAAAUACUAGGUGCAAUGAACCUCAAAAAGGAGAGUAGUCUCAAAAUGGUUGAUAUUUUUGAUCUUGACAACCAAUUGCCUAAUAAUUGUCACAAAUCUCCUCUAUUCACUUCAAAUAAGAAGAAAGCAAUGCGUGAGAUAGACCAAAGAGGGUCUUCAGCAAACUGGGAUGAUAAGGACGGUACGACUGCUAGGAAAUUUUGCAACCCUAAACAAUUCUUGAAACACAAGAAGAACGAUUCAACUAGAAAGAUGCUGAAGUAUCCUAACAUGGACUCAUAGAAUUCCCAUUUGAAACUUCCUGAUAGGAUGACAUAAUUUGGGUUGCUUCAAAGUAAUUUUCACUAAAUAGCUCUA
This is a messenger RNA of Moneuplotes crassus, 1472 nucleotides long. NCBI's taxonomy places the organism in Eukaryota, Ciliophora, Spirotrichea, Euplotida, Euplotidae. The record is from the annotation of a GenBank genome assembly.